AUGCCCGCGCUCUGGCAAUCGUCCCAGCGUCCUAUGUAUAUUAGAACUGUAUGGGUGGACGGAUUCCGACACGCAAUACUGACGCACGACGACCCACAAUUCCUUAAACUUUGCGCGAAAAGACGAAGACCACUCUCUUCAGCUAGCUGCGUCACGUCUACUAUCAGAAGAAAUAUUAGCGCGUUGAGCCAUCACGACGACUUCAGAAAUUUAAAUUUUGUCAUCGAAAACGAAAGGUUUUCACAGAGGACCGAAUGCGAACCACAUAUAGAAAAGUUAAAUUUAUCAGACGUAGACAAUUUCGACAGUGAAUUUGUUGUAAAAGCGUCACCCCAACCUUUGUGCGAUUCAAAUAGCUAUCGCAUAAAGGAAGCCGAAAAUAUGAGGGCUGUGAAAAGCAAUCGUACUGCCAGAACUGAUGUGAAGGAAAACACUGAGUUAUCAGAGAGAGUUCUACAAUGGUUGGAUUUAGCUGGAAAAGUAAAUCUUUUGGCAGAAGAGAAUGUUGAACGUAUGUCGCAGCCCAGACAUAGCUGGCCUGAGAUACAACAGCGUAAUUUAAUGAAGUCUAAGACUGUGACAGAGUUAAGAGCGAAGCAAGUGAAGGUGGUCGAUCCAAAGACAAGUGGGGUUAUCGAUCGGCAGGAAUAUUACAUGCCAACAUCGGCGAACACGAUCGAAAACUACGCGCGACAGUCACGAAACGUGAAAAGCACGCAACGAAGUGACACUAAGAUUAAGGAAAACAAAAAGGUCAAAGACAUGAGAGCUAGUGUUAUGGAAACACGACAAAAAAUGGUCUCCGAGAGAAAUGCAGUUGAAAAACAGUACGCGGAAAUGGUCAAUAAGAAAAUGAUACCGGAUGUUAAAUCCAAAAAGCAAGUUCAUAUUUUUAUGCCGGAAGCUUUAAAUAAGAAGUUCAACUCAACCACGCCUAGUGUAACUGAAAGUCUUCUUUCACAGAUAUCG
Molecule: messenger RNA, 969 nt
Organism: Brenthis ino (lesser marbled fritillary)
Lineage: Eukaryota; Metazoa; Arthropoda; Insecta; Lepidoptera; Nymphalidae
Source: the annotation of a GenBank genome assembly